CUGUCUUGUUGCUUGGAGAUAAGUAAAAUGGAGUCGGAAAUCGCCUUUAAAGUCCUUCCCUGUCAGCCAUCUUGGCUCGACUUGAACUGUCAUAUGAUGUUUGGAGACAUAUGAUGCAGGUCCACCUUGAUCCAAAAUGUCGUCAGCUGCGUCCUAACCCGAGUUAAGGACGUAACACACUUUACCCCGCGCCUGAUAUCUGUGACGCUAUUGCGGCGGACCAUAGAGCUCGAGCUCGGAACGGCAGCGGGAGAGAAGUCAUCGCUUCUCCUGCUGCUAUUUAGCACACUGCGUAGGGUUACAGCAGGUUGAGCCUGGAACCAGCUGUCCUCCAAGAUGAACCCAUAUGAGUGAACAUGAGCCUAUUCAGUAAGCUGUUAGCUUCCAGUGGUCAAAGCCAUGCCUGAAGAUUAGAUUCUCCUCUUGCUUACAGCAAAACAAAUAUACAGAAGAAUCUACAUGACUCUUCAUGUAGACCUUCCUGUGUUUGUCCUGCUGGAUUGAGUCCUUCCUCCCCUACUAUAAUAUCAGCGCUGUCCUUUUCAUACCACUCCGUCUUGCACUUUCAUGUCCACCUGGGAACAUGCAGCUGCAUUUGAGAAUAGCUCCAACCUAGUCUCAUGCGUCCAAUGAGUGGAGAGUCAGACGGCCCCGCUCCUGAAAGAGUCUCACAGGCCUUCCCUUUGUCAGGCCCUGUGCCCUCCUCAGAGAUGUCCUCACUGCAGUCACUAGGGCCAGUGCAGAGCUGGCUGGGUCAGGAGUUGGAGAAAUGUGGCAUAGAUGCAAUGAUCUACACCCGCUAUGUCCUUAGUCUGCUACUGCACGACAGCUAUGACUAUGACCUGCAGGACCAGGAAAAUGACAUCUUCCUGGGCUGGGAGAAGGGAACAGGGAAGAAAUGGGGGAAGAGCAAGAAGAAGGGAGGGACUGACCUUAGUCUUGAAGAGAUGAAGAAACAAGCUGCUGUGCAAUGUUUGCGUUCAGCAUCUGAUGAAAAUUCUGGAAUUGAAAGCUUGGUCGAGGAGCUUUGCUCUAAGCUCAAGGAUAUUCAAAACAAACAGAAAGAAAAAGAUAAGCAAGGAAAUAAAAAAUCUGAUAUAUCUCAGUCUCCUGAACCAGAUGAAUCACUUUCUUCUAAGGACCAGGUUGAGAUGUACUAUGAAGCCUUUCCACCUCUUUCAGAAAAACCUGUUUGUCUCCAAGAAAUUAUGACCGUGUGGAACAAAGCUAAAGCCUGCACAUAUUCCAGCUCAUCAUCAUCUGCUGUCCCUCAAACAAGCACAGACACAUCCUCUCCAAAAGACUGCACCAGCGAAGGUGAAGCCUUUAAAGACCGAACAGUUGAUGCACCCAGUUCCACCACCACAACCAGCGAGAGGGCCCAGCAGCGACGCACUAAGAGGGAGAAGGAAAACCGAUUCCAUGGAAGCGCAACAGGAGUGCCUGAUGAUCAGGUUGCUCCUCAUAGUAAGAGGCAGGCCAGACACCGAUCUGAGGGAAGGUUCCGUCCCAGAUCGUGGUCCUCUGGCUCGAGUGAAGCUGGCUCAAGCUCUAGUGGUAAUCAGGGUGACCAGACCCUUAGUUGCAAAGCAGCCCGCAUAAGACACAAGUCUCGAGAGGUCAGCAGCAGAAACAAAAGAGGCCGAAGUGGCAGCGGACAGGUCAAACUGGCCCUAAAAGUCAUCGACAAAGAGGAGCGUAAAAAUGCACGUGGCAACAUCAGUACCACUGGAGGCCCACCUAAGCAGCACCACUACAUGAAAAAAGGCAAGAGACCUCUGAGGGAGAUCCGCAAAGAUGCUAAUCUAGUUGAGGCACAGGAGUCAGGAGGAGAGGCCAAUAAAAAGGAAUAUAUGGAGGAGCCUCUUUGGUACACAGAGCCCAUCUCUGAGUACUUUGUCCCUCUCAGUAGAAGUAAACUGGAGACAAAGUAUCGGAGUAAAGAAGACUCUUCCAAUGACUUAGCUAUGUCCAUUGAUGUGGACUGUCUAUCGGAGAGAAUUCAAGGAAUCUGCAUUGCAAAUUCUUGUUUUCAAAGGGCAUACCUUGCAGCAGGCACUUUUGUGGAUGGCCACUUCAUUGAAGUGCCUGGUGAAGGUGAUGAAGAGGCUCCCGAACUGAAUGGGAUUUCAAGCUGCCAUCCUCCUGAAGAUGGUCAAGAUUUAGAUGAUGAGCAUCUGUCUGAAUUCACUCACUUCUAUGAAGUUGAUCUUUAUCAAUCCAUAUUGGAUCCUAGUGCCUCAGAUGCGGUACAAGAAAGUCGAAUCCUGAACAUGAUUCGACAAAAGAGCAUUGAGCGAAAACACUUUGAAGCAGGAUGUGUAGUUUUAGAUGGCCUUGAGCUGCAAGGGGAAAGUGCAAUAAGGGUUGAUUCUCUGGGAGCCUCAGAAGCAGAUGUUUCCAUCACUCAAAAUAUUGCCCAAGUCUGGGAGUGCUGUUCAUCAUCUAGCUUGGAGGAUUUGGAGGGAGAAAGUUGUCCAGGUGACUCUCCAGUCAGACUCUCCCCAGUGUUGGACAGUGUUCCAUUUAGCAAAAUAUCUGGAGCUUUUGUAGGGCAUCAUCUCCAAGAAGCCAGUGGUAGCAUCUCUGACCUAAACUCCUGCUUUUCACUUUUUGAGUUGCAGUACGAUAGCCCUUCCUUUUCUUUUCCCUGCGACUCACUCACGGGGGGUCAGGACAAUGUAGAUUCAAGUAGCUGUUUAGAUCCACAAAGAAACAAACAAUCCCGUUUGCUAAUUUGGACCAAAAACAGUGCCUUUGAUGAAACGGAACACUGCUCUAACUUAUCAACGAGGACCUGCAGUCCAUGGUCCCACUCAGAGGAGACACGGUCAGAUAGUGAACAGAUCAAUGCUCCGGCAGAUGAAUCUGUUCAGUUUGGCAAUGAAGAGGUUAGCUGUAUCUCCCUUAUCCCACCUUUAUGCCUAGAGGAGGAGCUUUUAGAUUUCUUUCAAGAGAACUCAAGUCACCAGCAGGAAGAAACAAGUGUAGGCGCAGAGUCCAACCAGCCCUUCAAUAAGAAAUCGAAAUUGGAGUCUGUUUGUGGCAUAGCAUUAGAGCAGGAUGAGAGUAAACUCUAUAAUGCUGUUGUGUUUUCAGAUGUCUCAAAUCAACAAAGUGAUGAAUACACCUCAGGGAUAAUAAAAGACAUUUGGAUGGCUAUUGGAGACAGAGACUGUGUCUUAACACUUGGGGUAAAGAAUACAGGGGAGCACUUGUUUUCAGAGGAGGCUACUGGCUACCAAUGCAGCUGUCUUGACAAGGAUGUAAAAGGUGAAAUUCAAAAGAAAGCUGUGCAGUGUUCGGAAUAUCAUCUUUGGGAUGGACAGAAAGAGGAUGAGGGACUUCCUAAAAACAAGCUCUCUAAAAUGAAUGAUGGGGAUUACACAACACCGGCCAAGCCCUGGAAUUGUAAUUCACAGGAUAGCACCUCAUUUAUCCUCGGUGGGGUUUAUGGAGAACUGAAGACUCUAAGUGGUGACAGAGAAUGGGCUAUGGUUCCACCUGGUGAUGCUUGUGGCAGUUUGUUGCAGUGUGCAGCAGCCACAUCUUCUGACAUGGUAACCAUUGCAGGAGCAGAUGUGUUCAUGAACACGAGCAGUCGCUUUGCUCCUGGCCACAAGCCAUUGUGGAGACCUCUUGUGUCCCUUGGUCAAAAUGAGCAGGCUUCCAAGGGACCAGGGGAUGGUUUGAAUAAGGGAUUUUCUGUUGUCUUCCAUGAAGAUUUACUGGGAUCAUGCGGAGGCUUCCGUGGAGAAGAGUCGGGACUUGAUUACCCAUUUUCAUCCUUUGAUUUAAACAACCCUUUUUCCCAGGUCCUGCAUGUGGAGUGCUCCUUUGAGCCAGAGGAUAUGGCCUCGUUCAGCCCGGGAUUCAAGCCAAAAUCCAUAUUAUGCUCAGACAAUGAGCCCUUUUGCCCAUGGUUAUAUGGCAUCAACCGGACUCAGUAUCGGGCCAUUCGAAUUUCCCCAAGGACUCAUUUCCGGCCAAUAUCUGCCUCUGAACUAUCUCCAGGGGGGUGCAGUGAGUCAGACGUAGAGUCUGAGAAAGAGGAAGCGAGUCUUCCAGUUGGUCAAGCAGACCUCUUUGAUGACCCACAAGCUGACCUCAAGCCUCUCGAGGAGGACGCAGAGUGUGAGGGCCCUUACUAUGGGAAAUCUGAGUUGGAGUCUGGGAAGUUCCUACCCAGAUUAAAGAAGUCUGGCAUGGAGAAGAGUGCCCAGACAUCACUCGAUUCACAGGAGGGUGGGAGCACCCUUCUGCCGAUUACUGAACAAGAGAUUUGCGUACAUUGUGAGACGGCAGUGGUUUCGACGCCAUGUUCUCAUGUGCAGACCUCUGUUCUUCAACAAGAAGAAUGCAGCAGAGAGACAGAGUCUUGCAAAUGUGAUGCAACUGAUCAGAUUCCUAAAACUGGGAAGUCACUUGAUGUUGCUCAAGAUAUGCACGAGUUUCCUCUGUUGAAUUUUGGAGAACAGUGCUUAACUAAUAUGCAGCAAGAAGAGUGCUGGUGGCAGAGUACUCUAUGCUCUCCUUUAUUUCCAGGUUCUCAGUGCGGAGGAAGCAGUAAUGUAUGAAUCUUCUGCUUAAUGUGGAGACAUACCAAUGCUAUUUUCCUCCUAUUACUUUCAACCGUAACCCAGAGGAGGGACAGGAGGACCCUUACAAGAACAGUGAGCCCUGGGCCCACAGUGGGCUCUUAAUUAACCACCCUGUCCUAAGCCCUGUUAUUCCUCAGUUCAUCUAAAAUGGCGUAUCAGCAAGCUGAAAAGAGAGAGAGAGGAAAACAUGGCAAUAGGUUGAACGUACAAUUAGAUGAUUCUGGUCAACAGCAUUUAUUAUAGAUCUGUUUUCAGUCUGUUAAUUCCAAGGUUGAUCAAUUUUGAAAAGAAUAAAAAGGCAUAGUUAAGCAUUAAGAUUGUUCUUUAUUUACCCCUUAUAGAUUUUAGCUUCACUUUUACGUUUGAUCAAGGAUACACUAUAACUGUGGUCCUACUGAUUGUGCAUGUGCUUGUGAACCUAGUCUCAGUCCUUCUAAUAGUCUAAGUUUCUGUGACCGAACUAUGAAUACUCAGAAGUCAGGUUGAAAGCACUACGAUUGCAACACCCCCCUCCCCUGCCAGAUAAUUUUGCUUUUUGUCUUAUUUUUUAUCUUCUAAAUAACUUAUAGAAGAUAGUUGUGUGAGGUUUGGUGUGUUGAAAGAAAAAGUGCUUUUGUCCCCUACCAUGCUGCUUUGAAAGCAUCUUAAAGAAAUAAAGCAGGGUAAUAUUGAAAGUGUAAUAAUACAAUAAGUAAACUAAAAAAACUGAGAUAAUUAAACCAGAAGGUUAUUGAAGAAACAGAGCUUUGCCCUUGAAAUUAAAAGUUGCUUUCUUUGCUGGAGUUUCCCUUUUAAUUUAGCCAUUUUGAUAAAGGUUUAACAAUUUGAUUGGUUAUUUUAUUCACUUUAGGUUUUAAAAAAAAAAUCUUUUUUUUUUUUUUUCUUUUUUUUUUCUUUUGUCAGGUGGUUUGAUUUGUGAAGUUACCUUUCAUAAAAGUUAAUUUUGGAGAGAGUUGUGGUGUCAAAGAAUAGUUUACAUUUUCCUGAAUACAAGUAUGCUACCUGGAAAACAUGUCAAAUAUAAAUGCUGCAGAUAAAGUAAAAAUUAAACAUUUGGGGGAAAAUAGUUAACAUAAUAUGUUGACCCAUAUAUACAAUUUCAUAUAAGUCUUUAAAAAACUAUUACACCUUACAGAUGAUAGUGUAUAUCAGUUGCAGUUUGGUAUUGUAGCCAUAACUUUAUGUACUGUUUCUUUAAGCUUAGUGUAAAGUUUGAGGUUUUUCAGUGAAAUUUGUUCCCAUUUCUUUAAUCAACAAAAUUGUGACUACUGAUUAUUCAUAAUAUGGCUUGAUUUAUUUUGUUUUUAACAAGAAGAAUAUUGAGUUUUUCCAGUAACAGCAUUUGAUUGCUUAAAAAUGGUUUAAUUUCAUUUACUUUUCCUCCUACUUGUUUCAGAAAUCUGUGGCUGUUUCAGUGUGUACUGAUGCAUCAUACUCGCAGCAUGGGUAGUGCCUAUAUUAAGAUAUAAAAUGAAGAGGGGUUUAUAAAAGCAAUAUAGUAUUUUGGCACGCAGUAACUCUACACAAAAAUGGAUCAAUAUAAUAAGGUUGUAAAGUCUAAGAGGAACAUUCAUAGGGUUUAUUUGUGACAUAUGUUGCUUUAAUUUAGUCUCAUUCCCCCUCCGUUUCCUAUGAAUAAGGCCCAAAUUACCUUUCCUUCAAAGUUUGAAAGGUCGCUUGCCUAUAUAAUUUUUCAUGGCUGUGGAAUGAAAGGUGGUAGGGGGUACGGUGUUACCCUUUUAUGUUCAUAAUGUAAAAACCAGUCCAUCUUAAAUUUAAUUUAUUAUCUAAUACCAUAUUUUACACCUGUGUGUUAUCCAUUCCCUUUCAUCUGCUUCUUGACCUUAACAGAUCGAACAUGUCUAGCCUGCCAUCUACUAGCUUUAAUAUAGCCUGGAUGUUUUUUUCCCCCAUUGAUUCAGUUUUGUUACAAAUGUUAUGAGUGAGAAAUUACUACAUGUAUGCUACAUCAGCAAAGUGUUAAGAAGUGUGAAUUUAAUUACAUUUUGACAUUUUAAAAGCACCCCCUUUUUUUUUUUUUGUCAAAAAUGUUAGUGUUUUUUUUCUUUUCUUUUUUUUUUUUUCUCUGUACUAAUGUGAGCAUGUUAAAGCAUUACUUGUUAAAUAUUUUCAGGGGGAAUUUGAAUGUGACAAUGAAAUGGAAAAUAAUAAUAAUAAUAAUUGACCAAAAAAUCCUUUGAAAAACGAUUCCUAAAUUUGGCACAAGGAUUUAAGUUUUUAAACUUGCUUUGGCAUCAAAUGUCUAAAAAAAAAAAAAAAAAAAAAGCCCCUUUGCAAGUGAGUUUAUUUUUUUUGACCUGUUCUGAGAUGCACUUUGGGUUAAAUUGCAAAAAAAUAGUCUUGAUAGUAAAAUCUAUAGAGUAUUUUAUAUAUCGGUGCUAACAUUCAUACACCAUGUCUAAGUUGUAAUCUUCAGAUGCGUAUAAGAAAAAUGUCUGCACACUUAGUUCUUCUAAAAGAUUUGUGCUUGUUUUAACAGAAAUGGGUCUAAGGUUUGAAGUGUAUGAUCCUAGACUGUAUGGAAAUGGCUGUAGAACAUAACCUUGGAAAGAUGAUUUUGUAUGACCCAGAGUUUGUAACAGCUUGUGUGUUUGUGUUUCCCCACAUUAUUUCCUCAUUGUGGUUAUGGGAGUGUGAUUAUUGUUUUACAAAGAUCAUAAAUAUACAGUUCAUAGAAAUGUGUAGUGGUAAAAAAAAAAAAAAAAAAAAAAGUGUGAUGGCACAAACUGUGUGGUAUAACUGGGUAGAGCAGCACCUGGAUGCCUUUAUUGGAUUAUUUAGUUGACAGUUAACAUGUUACAAUUCACUUUAAUUUUUCCAAUUUAAAAUACUGUCAGAGAUUCCAAAAUGCAAUUACACAUUUUUGGCAUCACUUUCUCUAAUCAAAAUCUAAAUGAAUUCUUGUUCUGUUGAGCACUUUGAGUGAAAUGUUGCCGUCCUCCAAAGUUGUUACUGGUUUUAUUUGGACUUAUGUUCAUUAGUGGGUGACAGAGGACAAAAGCAUUUUUCAAAUUUAAGCAUUUUGAGAAAAUGCAUAAAUAUUAUAGUGAAUGUGUGUGACAGUCAAAUAUAACAGAACAGCAUAGACAGAUUAUUUACAGUUACAGAAAUUUGAAUCAGUUCCUCUUUUAGUUGAAAAAAUUGACACUUUUUUUGUUAUCUUUCAAGUCUAGCUCUGUGUGAGGUGGUAUGGUUGCUGGAAAAAGACUGGAGUACUCAUGUCUGUGGGAGAAACUGCAUUAUUUACUUUCUUUUCUUAUGUUUUGGUUUGGUCAAUACAUUUGGAGAGGAUGACUUUCAAGUCUGUACUUACAGUUUUAAGUUUUAUUUGCAAUGUUGUAUAACUUAAAGCAGAACUCUCUCCAUUUCAUCUUUGUGAUGCUUCUUAAUUGGAGCUCAACCCUGUAUUUUUCCUCUGAAUACCUGAUGAAAGUCACCAAACCUCAACACAGACAAAGUUGGUUGCAUUGUUCUAAUGCCAUGUACAUCUGAGUACAUCAUUUUGUUUCCAUUGUGAAGUUUCUAAACCUUUAAUAAACAUAAAAAAAGUU
This is a messenger RNA of Megalobrama amblycephala (Wuchang bream), 8173 nucleotides long. RefSeq names its product KIAA0232 ortholog. Lineage: Eukaryota; Metazoa; Chordata; Actinopteri; Cypriniformes; Xenocyprididae. The transcript is spliced from 8 exons. The record is from RefSeq and is a predicted model, not a curated record. The coding region runs from base 621 to 4577 and encodes 1318 amino acids.